Molecule: messenger RNA, 426 nt
Organism: Paramecium octaurelia
Lineage: Eukaryota; Ciliophora; Oligohymenophorea; Peniculida; Parameciidae
Source: the annotation of a GenBank genome assembly
AUGGGGAAUGCUUGUUAAAAUCAACUCUAAAAUGCCACAUAAAUGCAGACUUAUGAGGAAGAAAGCUUUGUAAAAGAAGAAAAUUUAAAGGUUAUUCAAAACAUGAGUCCAAUUAUUAAAAAACAUGAAUACUAACUCGAAAAUUUGAAUGAGGGCAUUGGAGUGGGCACAAUCACCGCAAUAAUCAUUAAACCUAAAGAUUAGAGUUAAGUACUAGAAAUAUUAAGGGGGAUAAAAAACACAAACACAGAAAUCAGAUAUAAUAAUCGACAAGAUUACAAUUUCGGCACUCCGUCUUCAAAAAAUGAUUCAAAAAGAAGCACUAUGGGAAAAUGUUAAAGUGAAAAGCACGUACAUUUUUAGGUUCCUAAAAUGUAGAUAGCAAAGCAUGAACAUAAAAAUUUGAAACAUUGUGUUCAGAAAUGA